AGAACAAUGCUGAAGUUUAUACGUGGAAAAGGCCAACAACCUUCGACGGAGCGGCAGAAGCUGCAGAAGGAGCUGUUUGCAUUUCGUCGGACGGCUCAACAUGGCUUCCCGCACAAACCAUCGGCUCUGGCGUACGAUCCGAAAAGCAAGCUGAUGGCCAUCGGCACGAACAGUGGUGUCAUCAAAGUCUUCGGUCGUCCGGGUGUGGAGUUCUACGGGCAGCAUACCUCUCCCGGCAACAAUCCGGCUGAACUGAUUGUACAGAUGCUGGAAUGGAUUCCGGGCACCGGCCGACUACUAUCGUUGACCGCCUCAAACCAGCUGAUCCUGUGGGAACCCGCCGGAACGAUGCUGGUUGCCAUCAAGAACCUGGCGUUCGAUGGAAAGUUGAAGAAAAUUUCCUCUCUCUGCUGCUCGUACAUGAAGGACACGGUGUGGAUUGGCACCGAGGGUGGCAACGUGUACCAGUUCGAUGUGCGCAAGUUUAGCGUGAAGGAAUCGGUCAUCUACCACGACGUUGUGCUGGAGCAGCUUCCAACGUCGUACCGGCUCAAUCCGGGAGCGAUAGAAUCGGUUAAGCAGCUGCCCAACAAUCAUAACCUGCUGCUGAUCGCGUACAACCGUGGGCUGGCCGUGCUUUGGGACUUGGAGUCGGCUAGUGUGAAGCAGUCGUUCAUAUCACCCGGCCAUGGGCAGAGUGUGGGGUUGUUCAUUGCGCAAGAUGCAACGCAGUUCACGUGGUACCAUGCGGAUGGAUCAUUCGCCACCUGGGACCUGGACAGUCCGAUUCCACCGGAAAACCAGAAGUACGUUCCGUACGGUCCCGACCCAUGCAAGGCGAUUGAUCGGCUGAUCCGAGGCCAUCGGGGCCGGUGCGAGUUGGUUGUCUUCUCGGGUGGAAUGCCUCGUUCGGCUUACGGCGAACAUCAAUGCGUUUCGGUGCACUGCAAGGACGGCACGAAGGUGGCCUUUGAUUUCACUUCCAAAGUAAUCGACUUUUUCGUGACGUUCAACGACGUGCGACCGGAACAGGCGGAAGUGUUGGUCGUCCUGUUAGAGGAAGAGCUGGUCGCGUACGAUCUGACCGAUGAAACGUUGCCGCAGAUCAACGCACCCUAUCUGCAUUCGCUGCAUGCGUCGGCCGUCACUUGCAACCAUCUUGUGUCGCAAGUGUCUCCGGAUGUGUACUCCAAGAUCAGGCUGGCCGGAGAGCUGCAGAUGGCUGAUUAUAGCUGCAAAAUCUGGCCGAUUACUGGGGGUUUUGUGCCAAACGAAGCCGCGGAUGAUGAAGAGCAGGGCAUGGAACGAGAUGUGCUAAUUACCGGACACGAGGAUGGUUCGGUGAAGUUCUGGGACUGUUCAGACGUUUGUCUAACUCCGCUGUUGCACGUUAAGACGGCGCCAUUGUUUAACAACAGUGAUGACUUCGAGAGCAACCUUAAUGCCUCCACCGAGCAGUUGGAAGAUGGUGAACCGCCGUUCCGCAAGGCCGGCCAGUUCGAUCCGUACUCGGACGAUCCUCGGUUGGCGGUGAAAAAGGUGCAGCUGUGCCCGCAAACGGGAACGCUAGUUAUAGCCGGUACGGCAGGCAACGUGGUGAUGGCCAACUUUAAUGCUCUUACACAUGCACCGGAAGAAACGGAAUCGCUCGGACCGUUAAAGGUAACAACGAUGAACUUGGUGAGCGAUCGCGAUGGGUUUGUCUGGAAGGGACACGAUCAGCUGAAGGUGAAGCGGCAGUUGCUGGAUGAAAAUGUACCCAUCAUCGAGGGGGUGAACUUCCUUGGCGUGCUCCAGGUGUUGCCACCGGCAGCCGUAACCUGUAUCGCGAUGCAAAGCAAGUGGUCACUGGUCGCCGCAGGAACUGCUCACGGACUCGUUCUGUUCGAUUACCAGAACCAAACACCGGUGCUACAUAAAUGCACGCUAAAUCCCAACGAUCUCACUGGUGCCGGUGAAACACUUUCCCGUCGAAAGUCGUUCAAAAAGACGUUGCGUGAAUCGUUCCGGCGCCUACGCAAAGGUCGCUCAACGCGAAACAAUCCCAAUGCUGCCGGUGCUGGUGGUCAGCAUCAACAGUCGGCUGCAGAAACGCGCCCGAUUGAGCGCCAAAUCGAGGCUCGCCCAGUGGACGACGGCAUGGGUUCAAUGGUGCGCUGUUUGACGUUCGCCCAAACGUUCAUCACCAAUCAAAACGUGUACAUUCCAACACUCUGGGCCGGCACCAAUUCCAGCUGUGUGUCGGUAUUCGUGUUGCACCUUCCGCCGAAGGCACCGGCAGCCGCGUCGGGAGAAAAUGGGUCUGAUGAGACGACUGCGGCGGCGGUAGUUACACCACCGGUUACUGGGAAACUGGCCAAGGAGAUCCAGAUGAAGCAUCGUGCUCCGAUCAUUGGCAUUGCGGUUGUGGAUAAUAAUGGCGUUCCAUUGGAGCUUCAGAACGUACCAGGUCCAGCACCGCAUCGUGUGCUAAUUGCUUCCGAGGAGCAGUUUAAGGUGUUUUCGCUACCACAGUUGAAGCCGGUAAACAAGUACAAGCUAACCGCACACGAAGGAGCCCGCGUACGGCGUAUCGCGUUCGCCACAUUCAUGUGCACCGUUCCAACCUCCAGCGUAGUACAUUCGAGCCCGCCAAAAGCCGUACACAAAGCAGCCCCAGCAACGGCUGCAUCAUCUCCGCAGGCAGCAGAUUCUACGUCACCGGCCGAUAAUAAUACCAGCGUAAAUGAAAAUAACGCUGCGUCGGAUAUAACGACGCAUUACGAGAUAAGUUUACUAUGCUUGACCAAUCUGGGAGAUUGUCUGGUGCUGACCGUUCCGGAGCUUCGCCGUCAAUUAAAUUCGGCUGCGGUGCGCCGUGAAGAUAUUAAUGGUAUAUCAUCACUUUGUUUCACAAACCAUGGUGAAGCGCUCUACAUGAUGUCAUCUUCGGAAGUACAACGAAUCAGCCUGUCGGCCACAAAGAUUGUGGCUCCGAAUGGUAUGAUUGAUGUAGAAGAUUGGACGCCACCAGGUGAUGACGUACCGGUAGAAGAAGAUAACGACCCAGAACCGCAGCCGCAGGAUAAGAGCGAAGUUACAUCUGAACGGGAGGUUGAUGAUGCGCCAGCUGCGAAAGUCGAACCGAGCUUGGCCACUGAAAAGCUCACAGCAAGCACAACGCUUUUGACGAAUGGCACCUCAAAUCCGCGACUUAGCAAUGGUAUGGCCAGCGCAGAUGACGCUUCCCCGAAUAAAGCGAACGAAACGAUCACGAGCUCCAUCGGGGAUAUAACGAUCGAUUCCGUUCGGGAUCAUUUGAACUCGACCACGACCACUCUCUGUUCUACCACGACCGAGGAAAUAGUCGGUCGAUUAUCGGUGUUGAGCACUCACACGUCCCAGUCAUCUUCAACGGCCAAGAACAGUGAAAUAUUGAGCCUGAAUUCAUCUAACAUCGGGAACCUCAAAGGAAUCGGGGAUACAACGGAAAAAUCAUCCAACACGGCUAUUAUAAAAUCCAUCAUCACAACGGUCAAACAUGGCUCGAACGUCACGAACGGAGAUUCGAAGGAAACAAACAGGACCUCCGCAACGACAACCACUACGACAAGCACAACAGUUAACGGCACCGAUGCAGUUCCGCCACCCUUACCAUCUACGGCGCCACCGUUGAUAACGGUACUGCGAAAGGAGAGCCAAUUCUAGGGGCUUUCCGUAAUCGAUUACCCAUUCCCAUCCGACCUUCACUGCUAGAGCCGGUUGUAAGUCGAAAUUCCUGAAUAUCGCCAAUCGUGCCGACGUCGUGAAGGAAGAUACACAGGCACUAAUGCGCUAGUAUUGCGAUGCGGCUGUUAUAAUGAAAAAAAAAAAAGAAAUGACGGUACGAGUAGCUAAACACGACAAAAGUAUUAGAGUAACUACUUUAAAACCACGCAGCUGAAACUAAGAGACGAAUUUUAUAAGCAUGCACGAACACGACAGCCCCAAUAAACCGACCGUCACCAAUUAUGCCUUUCCUCGCCUGAGUGGGUUACAGAGUAUAAAAUAAAACAUUACAUACUAUCGACAACGACGACGAUUAAUCCCAUCAUAUUCCGACAAGCAGUUUGUGGCUCAGAUGAAAAAUGAACAAAUCUAUGGAAUGUACAAUUUUCGAAUCGAACCCUUUUGGAACGGAUUCAAUAAGUGAUCAACUCAAUGGAGGACAAAACUAUACAGAUUAGGUUCCGCCAACAGUUCCCCAAGGCAACGAGGUACAUUUUUACAGCUGUACGGUAACUUUAAGGUUAAGUUUUUUUUACCAUAAGGCUGGGCAUUUGUCGGUCUGCUGCACUGUUAGCAAUUAAGCGAAUGUUAAGGCACCUUAACGUUGUUGCAGUUGCACAGGAGUGUGCUGAGGGCCAACAUUAUUUCAAAAUUGUUCUUUACAAAAAAGCGGCGCGCAGUUCUUUCUGCGGUAACGACCUUUUUCUGGCGCGAACAUCGAACGACGGUAUUUUGUGGUAGAUUCAAACGAACGACAGAAAGGCCUUAGAAGAUUGCGCGAAAAUGAUAGAUUUCUUAACAGUAGUAUUAAGCAAAGGUUUCUUAACAUUUUUAGUGGUAUCUUUCCUCCAUGCCAACCGGUACGAGUACUGGAAAAAAUUAACGGAAUUUUACAACCGUUGUGCUCUAUUGAUGAUGUUGCAUACCUGCGCGUUUGGAGCAUGCUACGUAGAAAUAACACGAAAAACCAUGGCUCCAAACCGAUGCAUGCUAUUAUUGCAUACAAAACAAGACAGUCCAUAUACGAAACAAGACCCUAUUGGACGGGUGGAUGAAUUUUUAACGCGAGAAUUGUUUACAAAAUCGACAAAACGAUCACAUAAGAAAGAAAAUUACAAGAGAGAAAGUGAGCGAGAGAGAAAAAAAAGGAAGACAGCUUUUUAUAUCGUAAAGUUGGUUGAUUUUUAUAUUUUAAACUAAAAAUAUAUGAAAAAUUGAUUUAUGUAUGAAGCUUUUUUCUAGUUUUAAGCGAAACAUGUCUUCGAACAGAAUUAUA
This is a messenger RNA of Anopheles nili, 5023 nucleotides long. RefSeq names its product lethal(2) giant larvae protein (gene l(2)gl). The transcript has 7 exons. The record is from RefSeq and is a predicted model, not a curated record. The coding region runs from base 7 to 3687 and encodes 1226 amino acids. Gene Ontology annotation, cellular component: cortical actin cytoskeleton; plasma membrane; cytoplasm. Gene Ontology annotation, molecular function: syntaxin binding; GTPase activator activity; myosin II binding. NCBI's taxonomy places the organism in Eukaryota, Metazoa, Arthropoda, Insecta, Diptera, Culicidae. Gene Ontology annotation, biological process: cortical actin cytoskeleton organization; regulation of Notch signaling pathway; regulation of protein secretion.